AUGUCCGUGGCGACACCAGCUCUAGUCCUGCUUUUUUUCCUCUUCGGCGUUAACGCAGUUGGUAGGUUUUUAUUUUAUGUUGGAGACCAGAAAUUAUAGACAUUUUCAGCAAAUUUUCAGCAACAUGAAGCCUAAUAUGAAAAGUUUUGAGGCCAAUGCAAUCUUUCGGAGCCGCCGUCAUCGUGGCUCGUGACGAAAGGCCUGGGAAUUCUCGAUUGGGCGACCGCCGGCGCCAACUCCAAUGGAACACAGUUCUGUAUUCAGGUUUCCCUCAAGAGAUUUCACAUUUUUCUAUUGAAUUCAGGGCGACCGUGCCGAAAAGUCCGUGGAAGUUGAUUAUCAUGUGGAUUUACCUGAUCAAAUUCAAAAGGCUCAACAUCAUCUCUCCAAUAAGCUUUACAGUGAGAAAUCGUCACAAUUUUUCAAAAAAUGUAAUUUCAGGCAACGAUUGCUUCAAUAAAGACCAUCGGAUACAAAUUUGCAUUCCAUUCUGUUGGAACGAAACAAUGCAAGACUCGGUAAUUUCUUAUGCCGUGUUCAAAGUGAUUCCGCGAAAUUCAAAAUAGCCGUCAGAGAAAGAGAAAGUUAACUAAAUUUUGGAGGGUCAGAGACCAUUUUGCAUUUCGCGGAAAUUACUUUGAACACGGCAUUAAGUUCUCUGUUUAUUUCCAAAAACAGGGUCCACAGACCAAAUUUUUUUUUGUGAAGAAAUGAUCGAAACAAGCGAUCGUGUUAAAAUGUUUUUUCUUCGUUUUUUUGUACAUGGAAUUUCCAGGUUGUGAUUUCUGUUUUGAACAGCGGCGACGCUACGACCAUCGUUCGGACUAUUGAGAGCGACCUGCAAACGAAUUGGGCAAUAACUGCCAUCAUGGUCUGAAAACAUCACCAGGCCUUUAGAAUUCGAUGGUUUCAGGUCGACUACAAUGAUCCGGCGGCUCAUCUAAACGCUUCGGUCUUCCUGGACCCAACAGUUUGGUGCAGUGUUUACAUCGGCGUCAAACCGAAAGUCGGAUUUCCCUACCUCUUUGAAGUACAAAUGGCGAAUGUGAUAAAAGAAUAAACAUCUUUCAAUUUGUCAAACUGCACCGAAAUAAAUUAAGUCUACAAAUUUUUCCUCGAUGUGAGGUCGAAUCGCUUGCAAUAUUAGAUUUUUCAUGCCAACGGACAUCUUUCUGUACUUUUUUUUUUUCAAUUUUUUGAGCAUAUUGCACAAAAUGAAGUCAUUAAGUUUUAUUCAAUAGUUACUUUUAUUCAAUUUUUUCUGCGAAUCCAUUGUAAAACCGUGGUUUUGACUUGCCGGGUCGCGUCUGUCCGAGAAACACAAACGAUCGCUCCCAGGCCGCGCUUUGUCUUUUACGGCCGUCAGGCAAAGAUGUUUUUUCAUUCAAAAAAUUUCUUCGAUUUUCUUCGCAUUUUUGCUUUUCUGCUUUCCUUGUGCUGUUCAAGACGUGAAAAAAAUUUAUGCUAACUUUUUUAUUCCAAAUUUAAUAGUUAAAUUUUGAACGAAAUUGAUUAUUUAAAAAAAAAUAGAAUUUUAAGUAUACCCGAAGUAUAAAUACUUUCAUCGCAUUUUAAAACAGUUUCCAUUUUUUUCAUAUAUUUUUUAAUGAGCAUUAUGUUCAGUCAAUCUCGAAAAGGUGUUGCUAGACACUAUUUAAGCAAGCUUCUGUAUGGAAACUUCAAAAUAUUUUAAAAUCAUUACGAUUGAAACUAUUUUACGAAAAAAGGAACAAAAUCAUCCGCUAAUUUUUUCUUUUUAGAAAUUUGAACAUUUUUGGAGUAAAUGGCUUUGUUUUAAUCUUUGUGUUCUGCUGGCUACCGGUUUAUAUAGUUGCUGUGUUCUCUAGAUGGCAGACAGAGGCGAAGGCGAUUGGUACCCUCCACAGGACGAAUCUCAGGAUUCCCUCGACGGACCUCUAUCUCCAGAUGAAGUCAUCGACGAGCUGCAGAAUCGCGUUUUGACUCCGGCCGGAGAGAUCGAAGAGCAAUAUAACAAUGACGUAGGUUCAAUCGAGGAUUCUCCUGCAUAAGUCUUGUUCCAGGCUGAAGAAAUGCAGCGAGAAAUUGCGUCUCCCGACCCUGAAGAGGUCACUUCUGGGCAUAGCACUCCUGGUCGUACCGCUGAAUUCACAAGAAAAGAACAUGGUAUUACUUUCAUGCUUUAUUUUCAAUAAAUAAUACAGAUGAAGAAGAAGCAGAAGAAGUUUCGGCAGAAGCUGAUAGCGCAGAUAAUCAUGCUCGAGGUGAUGCAGAAACUCGCUAAUUUUUUAUUUUCUUAUCGAAUUCAGCAAUCAAUAGCGAUGAGGAAGAAGAAGACGCAGAAACGUCGAGUCCCGAUAAGAAACGGAAAAGAGCUCGGGCGUUGAUUGAUUCAGACGAAAGUGAUGGUGAACCUGAGAGGUUUUAGAGAUCUAUAUUUUGGUGCUAAUCUCGUUUUUUUUUUUUUCAGAAGAGUUUCUGUCGCUUCAGACGCAUCCGACGGCGAAGAAUCACCUGAAAAGAAGCAAAAUGUAGUUUUUCUUCCUUCGGUCUCAAUUUAUCACGUAUUUUCCCAGGAGAGAAAAGUUCGAAAUCUUUUAUGUUCUUUAUUUUUUUUAUGAUCGGUUCAAAAUAAUCUUUCUGUAGUUUCGAAACAAUCGAAAACCAAUAAGUAGCUGAAAAAUGAGAAAAAAAAUAGUCCUUUCCAGCGUUAGUUUGGGUCUAGCAAGACACUUGCGCCUUUCAUAACCUCAACAAGGACUUUUGAAAAGACUGUAGCUUCCAAGGAUUAAUUCCAAGUUCGAUGUAGAGUUUUGAAAACUAAUAUUUUAUUCCCGUGUUAUUACUUUCAUUGAAAGGGGCUGAUACUUCGAAGUUCGCGGCAAUCCUUACUUUUCUUGAGACCUCAUACAAAUUAUGUGGGAAGAAAAGCUAGUUUCUGUUAUUUGAAUUUUCCAUAGAGGAAAGUUAUUGAGCUUUGAAAACUUAGGAAGGCGUUGUUUCGAGCGUAUUCGGUAACAGCGACGACGAAGAAGAGCGCGAGAAGGAGGGAUCAGGCGACGAGAGAGAAUUCGUAGAACAGGAGGAACGUCCAGAAGAGGAGCCCCCGAAGAGCAACGAAGGCGAAGACGACGACGACGAUGACGACGAGAUCCGGGACGGCGGCCGUCGAGGCAACGGGUCGGUUUCAGGAGAAAAAUCGUAAUCACAGCGGAAUUUUCAGUUUUGAAUGGGACUUCGACGUGAUGAUGAGAGAAAAGAAAGCGGAAAGGAAGCGAAAGACGAAAAAACGUGGCGACGGCGGCAUCGACAUCAUCAACGACGACGACGGCGAAGUCAUGAAACUCGUCGAACGCAUGAAGGCCGCUGCCAAGGUUUGUUUCCAAAAAAUAUUCUCUGAUUUCAUUUUUGACGGAAAAACAGUGGGGCUGCCACAUUUCUGGUUUUUUUCUAAUAACUUUUCUGCUUUCUGAUUAAAUUUUUUCGUAAAUUAGAAUGGAUGAAUGUUGCAUUCCAACUAUUUCCUGUCGUUAUAGUACCCAAUAGUCCAUUUCGACCAAGUACAUAAUCAAAUUGGAAAAAUGCGUAAAUGGAAAACGCGCUCUCGCUGUACCAUUACAGGAAUUAAUUUCUUGAUUUUUCGUGCAUUUCGCUUUCACGCCAAAUUAUUUUAUUGUAUUAGAAAAAAAUUUUAUUUUCUUCUAUUAAUUUGGAAUCUCUUUCUUCUGAAAAAAAGGUUUUCGUUUCAAUUUGUUUCAAAAAGCUUUUGUAGCUCAGAAGAAGGUAAAAUUAACGGCUAGAAACAAAAUUACUUCUUCGAUUUUCAGUAAGCACAAGAAAGGUGAUCGAAGCCGGAAGAUUUUUCUAAAAGAUUCGUAUAUUCUGAAAAGUUGAAUAACUUUCAAUUAUUCUGAUUUUUGCAAUAUUUUCAAAGAAAGUUUUAUAAUUCCAAUUUCUACACUGGUUAUAAACUGAAAAUUCCUCUCGCAAGUUUUUUGCAGAUUUUUUGGACUUUUCUACUGACUGCCAUCUCCCAUCCUUAUCAUUCAAGACUUGAGUUGGUUUCCAGGCGGAUCGCACUUCGAACAUGGAACGAAAGCCGGCGUUUCAAAAAGUGCGGAUGCUCCCAGAGGUGAAGGCGAUGCUGCUCAAGGUGACUCUGGCCCCAAACUCGCCACAAGACGUUCUUCCAGGCGAACAUGACGGACGUCCUGGUGGAGAACGGGAUGAUGGACGUGAUCUCGGAAUGGCUGGCCCCUCUUCCGGACAAAUGUCUGCCGGCCCUCGACAUCCGUCUCACUGUCCUCAAGCUGCUCCACAAUCCCCGCUUCUGGAAACUCGACAGGGUACGCUUCUUUCCGGAAAAGAUAUUAUAUUCAUAAAGCGUCAAUUAUUUCAAAGUUUUUUUGUUUUCAGUAUGAGGAAAAUUCUUUUUCUCAUUCUUAUCUACGAAUAAAAUAAAUAUUAAACGAAAAUUUGAAAAAAAUAUCGGGGUAUUUGCGAUUUAAUCAAAUUCAGAUAACUCACUCGAAAAAGAUUAUUUUCCAAUCUGGUGAAGCUAAUCUUUUGAGCUAUUUCCAUAUCUUAUUUUUUUCGAAUCGGUUUCAAAUCGCACUUGAAAAAAAUUAUAAUUUGAUCGAAUUGAAAAAAAGGUUCACAAACAUCGUAUAAAAAAAUUUUUUUGGUCAGUUUGAUUUAUUAAAAUGAAGGAACAAAGUUAUCCCAGCAACAAAAGAAAUUGUUGAGAGAAACUCAAGCUCUGAAUGAUAAUGCCAAUUUAAAAAAAGGCAAAACGCUUUUUUUUCAGAGUGUCCUAAAAAAGUCAGGUUUGGGAAAGGCGGUCAUGUUGCUGUACAAGCAUCCGAGUGAGACGAAAGAGAACAAAUCCAUUGCCAACAAACUGAUCGGCGAGUGGGCUCGGCCCAUCUUCCAGGUUUCCAUUCCUUCAGAAUUCAUUGUAUCUGCUUCCUGUUUCAGUUGGACACGGACUACAGCUCGAUGUCGCGUGAAGAACGCGUGGCCAGGGACAUGGACCGGAUGCCUUCCGUCAAGAAACAGAGGCUCAGGUCCGAUUCCGAAGUUUUGUGGUUUUUGGUUUCCAUCUCAGUCGAUUCGGACAUCUUUGGAUAGAAAUUUUCCCGUUUACUUUCUUCCUUUUUUAGAAAAAGUUUUUUAUUAUUUAUUUGACGGGCAUAUUUUGUAGCUUUAGAGGAAGAGAACGAUGAAAAGUCAGCCUCCACUUUUUUAAAGAUUUCAAUUUCAUUCUUUCAUUUAUUUGGGUUGAACGAUUAAUAUAGAACCAAAUUUAGAAAGUAUGGGAUCAAAAAUCAUUGAGAAAUCCGAGGUUAUAUCAUUAAAUAAUCAAAUUUCAGCUUAAAUUUCUUUUGAAGAACUCUUGGUAAGAACCAAAGAUCACCAAAUGAAGCCAUGUUUGUGACUUGAAGGAAAAUGACCACAGGUUUUUCAAAGUUUCUGAUAGUUUUCUUACAGCAUGGACCAAGAGGAGGAGGUGCGCGAAAGACGCGGAGUGACGGACAGCGGCCUUGGGCCUUCUUCCUCGGGCCAGCUCAAGCCCGGCGACAAAGGCUACAUCAAUCGGGCGCGCGUCCCGCGUCCUUCCACCAAAGACUACGUCGUUCGACCGAAGUGGAACGUCGAGGGAGAGUUCAAGGUAGCUUCAGAACAAACUAAGCAGUGUUGUAUGAAAAAAAAACUCAAGGCGUUCUUUUGUUAUUCUUUUUCUGCGACUUUUUUCCGUUUUUUCCCACAACUCGUUUGCUUCUCCGAAAGCAGUUUUUUGAAAAAAAAAAAGCAUCUUCCCUUUUUGAUCAAUUUUUAUUCAAUUCAAGUCAACUUGAAAUCUUUUCGAAGAGAAAGAGAAGAUUCAAUCCUUGUUUAUGUGAAAAAAAUUAUCCUAAUCUUUUGAAGGAUAUCUUAAGGAGAGGAAAAAACUGCGCAGAUUUAAUUUUAUCAUUUUGCAAAGCCAUUUUUAAGCAAUAUUUCUUUUUGGAACUUUUAAUGGAAUACCAUUUUUGAUCAAGCACCACUUUGAAAGUUUUGCUUUAGAUAUGCACUUUCAAAUCUUUCAACUUUUUUUUGAUUCGAGUUUUCUUUCUUUUUUUGGGAAAUCAAGGUUGCGUAAGUAGUCUGGGGAAAAAGUUUAUCUUUAUUUACAAGAAACCCAUAAUUGGAUAUCAAGAUUAAAAAAGAAUGUUGCAUGUGAAGAUUUUUUGGAGUUGCACUUUUAUUGACGCUUAUCACGAGUUUUAUUUUGCAGGGAGAGCGCAAAAGCACGGGAUCUUCGAGAUACGACCAGACGUUCCGUGACUUCGCCGAGCGGACGCGGAAGACCAAGGCGGCCCGGGCCGUCAAGGUGUCCCUUGAGGGCAGAAACAUGGCCAUCUGA
This is a messenger RNA of Caenorhabditis auriculariae, 6385 nucleotides long. Lineage: Eukaryota; Metazoa; Nematoda; Chromadorea; Rhabditida; Rhabditidae. The record is from the annotation of a GenBank genome assembly.